AUGUCCUCUACGAAAAGAGAUUUCGCUUUUCACCCGACACUCUGGGCCUAUGAUGUCGGUCGCAACGGUCGAAGAAUCCGUCUGGUUAUUCGCAUCCGCCGCACAAAUGACAGCCAGCAUUCCUUCCCAAUACUUGACGAUACCAACGAGGACGAUAGUAGCACAGGAAUUACUUGGUCGCCAAAUGAGCUCAAUAUUCAUGACCCGCCCGCAGACAUCGACGAACUAGCCGUUGUUGUUGGUGAACUUCUCCCAGAAAAGGCUAUAGGUAAACGUGUUGCGCGUAUGCCCACGCCAAAACAACGCGCCGAUUUCGACGAGGAAAAGCAUCAAAUAGUACCUACUUGUCAAAAUACACAAAUAAUUGUUUGGAAAUUCGAAGCUCAAGGGGAUAACCUUACACUACUAUGGGGCAAGAGCGGCAAUACUCGCCGAACACGUCAGCUUCCUGAAAAUGCCUACGAUCGGAUGGUCUUUUAUAAUGAGUGGACGGUGGCCCAUUCCACCCAACAGGGAGAUUGUCUGACCCAGUGGCGAGAUAUGAUAUACCGGUUCGCAAGAGGCUGGAUAGUGGAGAAUCGAGCGAUGAACCAACAAAUAUCGCCAGCUAGAAUUAAGCAGCCGCCAAAAGAGAAGACGAAGCCGAAACCGAAACCAAAAUUGAACCCGAAAUCGAAUCCGACGGCAGAAGAUGCGAGCCCCGAUGCAAUAGAAGAACAUCUUCAAACUCUUCGGAACAUAGCACUAUAUAAAGCAACCAAGAAUCUGACAUACCUGACUAGAAGUAUGGAGGGGAUCAAUGUCAUGCUUGGUAGAGCUCCCGAGAAACUGGAAUCUUCAGACGACGAAAGGCUUUUAAGAAAUCUCAUCAAUGGCCGGGAAGAGAUCUACAUAGAAGAAGCUCAAGAUGCGGCACGCGCUUGCAAGAGAUUGUGGUUUGGGGGAUAUCAGGAGGUCCAACGUUACGACAUUAAAGCAAGCCAGUUGUUCUUAUUAGCAUGUGGCCUCCGUAAUCUCGAUGUACCCGACUUAAUCGAGGAACGCCUUUAUCGAGCGUUCGUGAUCGAAUUCUGUCUCGAAGCGGACCGGCGAAAUCUAGAAGUUCCCGCGGGCGACGGCUCAGAGCAGUUCGAGACCCGGAAUGAAGAGGUAGCUGCAGCAAUACAGCAUGCACAUCGUGCUGCGUUAUUGGUUAUGGGGAACUCACCUCCUCUAAUGCCUAAAUGUGAUACGGAAACCCUUGCCAAACCAGCUGGUGAGCUUUUAGCUAUGAUGAAGAUGGAUGCAUUUUAUAUGCAACAUAUCAUCGACGCCAUUGAUAAACAACUUGAGGCCGAUGAUAGGGAAUUUGGAGGACGGCUCGUUUCUGGAACGACUAAGCGAGAAACUAAUUAUGAGGCAAUUCUCAAGCAGAUAUCCGAAGCCGGAGACAUCAAUGUAGCAAGGGAGGCCGCGGAAGAUCUUACGCGUCUUAUAUGCGUAAGAUUUCAGCGUCCAGUACUAGAGAAUCGCGACCUCUUGAAGAGAAAUCUUUGUCGGAUCAAAGCAAACAUCGCCGACCUGGAAAACGCGCGCGUGGACUUUUCUAGACGUUGA
Daldinia loculata is the source of this 1596-nucleotide messenger RNA. RefSeq lists its product as uncharacterized. Bases 1 to 1596 code for a protein of 531 amino acids. The transcript has 2 exons. The record is from RefSeq and is a predicted model, not a curated record. Lineage: Eukaryota; Fungi; Ascomycota; Sordariomycetes; Xylariales; Hypoxylaceae.